AUGUUUUCUGUUUGUCUUUCUUAUCGUUUAUAUAUUCUUUCUUUCUCCCAUUAUCCUUGCCUACGUAUUUUUUAUUUUUUCUCGUCUAUGCUUUCUUUCCUCCCUUCUCGACUAUAUAUUCUUCUUUCUUUCUUUCUUUCUUUCUUUCUUUCUUUGCUACAACGCACUCUUACUUUCUACUUUACGUCAUCUUUCUUCCAUCCUUCUUCCUUUCCUUUCUUUCUUCUCAAGUAUACUUUCUUUCUUUCUUUCUUUCUUUCUUUCUUUCUUUCUUUCUUUCUUCUCGCCUAUUUAUUUUUCAUUUUUCUUUACUCUCGUCAAUGCUUUCUUUCUGCCUGUCUUUCUUCUUGCCUAUGUAUUCUUUCUUUCUUUCUUCUCGCCUAUGUGUUUCUUUUUUCUCGUCUAGUACUUCUUUCCUCCUUUUCGCCUAUAUCUUCUUCAUUCUUUUUUCUUUCUUCUCACUUAUGUUUUCUUUCUUUCUUCUCGCCUAAGUUUUCUGUAUUUCUUCUCGUCUAUUUAUUCUUUCUUUCUUUUUUUUUUUUUUCUUAUUGGCUAUGUGUUCUUUCUUUUUUCCGUCUAUUUCCUCUUUCCUCUCUUCUCGCCUAUAUAUUCUUUCUUUCUUUCUUUCUUUCUUUCUUUCUUUCUUUCUUUCUUUCUUUUCUUUCUUUCUUUCUUUCUUCUCACCCUGUCCUUUUUCUUUCUUUACCAUCUUUCCUCCUUUUUCGCCCAUAUCUUCUGUCCUUUUUUUUUCGUCUAUACCAUUUUUUCCUCCUUUUCUUUUCUUUUUUUUCAUUCUUUAAUUUCUUUAUUUUCUUUCUUCUCACUUAUGUUUUCUUUCUUUCUUUCUUUCUUUCUUUCUUUCUUUCUUUCUUCUCGCCUAUGUUUUCUGUAUUUCUUCUCGUCUAUAUAUUCUUUCUUUCUUUCUUUCUUUCUUCUCGAUUAUAUAUGCUUCAUUCUUUGUCCUAG
Messenger RNA from Acanthosepion pharaonis, 966 nucleotides. The record is from the annotation of a GenBank genome assembly. NCBI's taxonomy places the organism in Eukaryota, Metazoa, Mollusca, Cephalopoda, Sepiida, Sepiidae.